AUGGACGAUAGGCGGGGUUCGCUAGACCUCUCUGAGGAGAUAGAACUUUGUGGAAAGUUGCGCAACGAUAUUGGCAAAGCACUGAAAGCCGAUGCGCAUAAUGCAGCCAAAGCCCAGUCAGAGUCUGAAGAGAACAGAACGCUCGAGACUUUGAUUGAAAAGGAAGUUUUGCACCUCAAGGGAAGCGUUGCAGCAGCAGAGACUUCUUUUUUGCGUGCUACUGGUAGCAUAGAGAAGAUUGAAGUUGCAACGGCGCACUUGCACGAAACUAAUUAUGCUCUGUCACAACAACUGGAUACAUCGCUUCAACUCAUUGACAAAAGCACCGAAGCAUCGUUCAUAUCGCUUCCAUGCAGGACCUCGGUCGAGGCGCUGCUGCGCACUAUAAUUGGUGGAGAGGAUCAGACCCGCUCUCUGAAGACAGAGCUGCAGACGCUGCGAAGUGCACUGGAGGUUCUGGAUAGGACAAGAGAGGAGCUCACUCCCGUCUUACGGAGCUGCCAGGAAGAUUUUGGCAGAGGUGACUCGCGUUCAGAAUGCGGUGGCAGCAGAAGUAAAAGGCGCCCAGCAACAACAGGCAAGCGAAGCUUGCCUAUUUUUGGCGCUUUAAUGCUACUCUUCUAUCGUGCUUUUAACAACAAUAAGCAGAGGGAGAUGGAAGAAAAGCAAAUGAAAAGCUCCACGCUUUCCGAUGACAAAAAGCGCGCUAGGGAGGAUCAACAGAGGAAGUCGGACUUGCUGACAGAGGAAAUGCGUAAGGCAACAGAAGAAAUGUAUUCCACUAUGGAGCGGAUGAAGGAGUUGCGAAAGCAGGACACGGAACUCGCUCAAAAUAAAUUGAAGGCUACAGCUAUGUUAAAACACGAAGGAGAAGUGUUCUUAGAAUUAAAGAAUAGAGGGAAAUGCACCGUGGAGUUUCGAGCCGCUCAACAGAAGGCUGCUAGUGUGACUGAAACUUUGCUCACAGAGGAAAAGCAGCUAAAUGGUCUUUGUGGGAUGCUAGAAGUGGCCCGCAUGGAACAAACUGAAAUGGACGCGCUCUGCGAACGCGAGAAAACAGUUUUGAGCAGCAGUCUUGAAGUCUUGCAAACAGCAGAAAAGGAGGCGGAUGAGGCCACUGAAGUGGCCGAUAUCGCCGAUGUGCGCCUCCAUGACAUCCGCCAUGCCCAAGGAGCGCUUACGAAGCAAGUAGAAGAAAGGGUGUCCAACAUGGAGAAGGACGAGGCACUUCUGGAACAGCUAUACGCAAAGACGUCACAGCAAAACCUUGAGGCGGGGACCCUAGAACAAGAACACGCCGCAAUUCAUAGGGUAGAAUCUUCCUCCACUGAGCACCAUUCCAAGAUAUUUCGCCCUUACUGUAUACUGGUUGAGCAGAAUAUCGAGGAGUUACAGGCAAAACUCGCUGAAAGCCAUAAAGAUGAAAAUACGUGA
Messenger RNA from Eimeria maxima, 1434 nucleotides. RefSeq lists its product as hypothetical. NCBI's taxonomy places the organism in Eukaryota, Apicomplexa, Conoidasida, Eucoccidiorida, Eimeriidae. Bases 1 to 1434 code for a protein of 477 amino acids. The record is from RefSeq and is a predicted model, not a curated record. The transcript has 8 exons.